UUAAAUUAACUCGCGUGAAGAACGAUGGACACUUCAACCAGAAACCAAGACGGAAAUCAACAGAUACUUCAGGCAGCAGCCUCAUUCAAAGCGUUUUUGUUGAAAAACAACACGGGAAACAACGUAAACCUCUAUGACCAUCUCAGUCGGUUGCUGAUAAAGGUCAUGGAUGUGCAUCCACGAAAUGUGGUGGAUGAAAUUGAGGAUAUGAGCCGUGAUGUGAAGCGGGGUUUAUUUGAAGACAAGCAGAUCACCCUGCGAGACCUUCCACAGACGACAGCUGCUGAGAUGCUUGCUGAGCAGCAGUGCCUUCUGUUUUCUCGGCCAGAAGAGACUGACCAGGAGGUGGAACUGAUGGAAACAGCUCUUCCUAAUGUGAGUGAGAUUGGCUUCUUCCUGGAGCAGGCUGGAGUGGGUCUGGGCAGAGAGGAGAUGCAGAGGGUCUUCCUUGCACUCAAGCAGCUUGUUGAGUCACAGGCGCUGCUGCACUGCCGACUGUGGGGGAAGAUUCUGGGGACAGAGAGCAGCUAUAUUGUUGCUGAAGCUGAGUACAGAGAGGGGGAGGAAGAGGAGGAGCAGGUCACUGAAGAAGAAGAAGAGAGAGAGGCUCAGGAGAAUGAGAUGGAUCCACUUCCUCAGUCAACCUAUAAACCCCUACCAGUGCUGCCAAAGGAGGCCAUAGGGACAGGUGCUAACAAGUUUGUUUACUAUGUGUGCAAAGAGCCUGGUCUUCCUUGGGUAAAGCUCCCUUCGGUCAGUCCUGCACAAAUCACUGUUGCUCGCCAAAUCCGUAAAUUCUUCACGGGGAGGCUGGGCACACCAGUUCUGAGCCAUCCACCUUUCCCCGGGAACGAAGCCAACUAUCUGAGAGCACAGAUUGCUCGGAUCUCUGCUGGCACACAGGUCAGCCCCCAGGGCUUCUUGCAGGCUGGGGAGGAGGAAGGUGAUGAGGAAGAUGAGACACCUCGGGACAGCUACGAAGUUAAUCCUGACUUUGAGGGUAUUCCCGUUGCUGAGAUGGCUGAGUCUUUGUCCACCUGGGUGCAUCAUGUUCAGCACAUCCUCCAGCAGGGUCGCUGUACUUGGAUGAACAUGGCUGUGAAACCAGGAGAAGACUCUAAUGAGGAAGGAGAAGCUGAGGAGAAGGAAGAGGAGCCUGAUGAGCCUGAGCCAGAAGUUGGACCCCCUCUGCUGACUCCCCUCUCCCAAGAUGCAGAAAUUUUCAACAGGCCUCCCUGGACCUCAAAGAUAUCCUCGACUCUCACCUCUCAGCAUGCAGUAGCUGUGCUGCGUUCUAACCUUUGGCCCGGUGCAUAUGCAUAUGCUUGUGGAAAGAGGUUUGAGAACAUAUAUGUUGGAUGGGGUCUUAAGUAUGAAGGCGAAGGCUACAGCCCACCUGUCCCUCCACUACUGCAGAAAGAAUAUCCCAGUGGACCUGAUAUCACUGAGGCCCUGGACCCAUCACUGGAGGAAGAGCAGACGCUAAAAGAGUCUUUAGAGGAGCAGCAAGCUGCCCAGGAGGAGAGAGAGGAGGAGGAGGAGAACACAGACGAAGAGGAGGAAGAUGAUUAUUGA
Chelmon rostratus (copperband butterflyfish) is the source of this 1575-nucleotide messenger RNA. Its product is annotated as radial spoke head protein 4 homolog A-like. The transcript has 7 exons. The record is from RefSeq and is a predicted model, not a curated record. Gene Ontology annotation, biological process: axoneme assembly; cilium movement involved in cell motility; cilium assembly. The coding region runs from base 25 to 1575 and encodes 516 amino acids. Lineage: Eukaryota; Metazoa; Chordata; Actinopteri; Chaetodontiformes; Chaetodontidae. Gene Ontology annotation, cellular component: radial spoke; axoneme.